Messenger RNA from Blepharisma stoltei, 432 nucleotides. Lineage: Eukaryota; Ciliophora; Heterotrichea; Heterotrichida; Blepharismidae. The record is from the annotation of a GenBank genome assembly.
AUGUCCGAUUAUGAAGACUGCCCUGAAGAGCCUCUCGAAUGCACUUGCCCAGUAUGCAAAGAAAAAUUCACAGAUCUCCACAAAGCAAAAGUCCACAUCUAUCGUAAGCACAACAACUACCCAGGCUGUCCCAUAUGUUUGCUAAGCUUUACCUCCAAAAAAAGGCUGUCUUACCAUAUGAGAGCUGACCACCCAUUUUGUGGGGCCUGCAAAUCAAGAUUUCGCUUUCGAGACGAAUUUUACCUCCAUAACCUUACAGCACAUAUAGAAGACAUAAUAGUUUCUAAUAAAAUUUUGACUGGAACUCUAACAGCUGAUAAGAAAUGCAGAAUUUGUGGCGCAAGGCUAAAUACCCGAUGUUAUGCUCACAUUCAUAUACAGUUUGCUCAUCCGUUGCUGAAGCCAUUUUUUACUAAUCUUCAAAGUAACUAA